Nicotiana attenuata is the source of this 744-nucleotide messenger RNA. RefSeq lists its product as uncharacterized. NCBI's taxonomy places the organism in Eukaryota, Viridiplantae, Streptophyta, Magnoliopsida, Solanales, Solanaceae. The record is from RefSeq and is a predicted model, not a curated record. Bases 1 to 744 code for a protein of 247 amino acids. The transcript has 3 exons.
AUGCUACCAACUAUCAAGAUGCCUCAAAUGGGAGGAUAUGGUUUUCCUGGGAUCCUCAAACAAAGGAAGCAGCUAUGGAGUGGUUUAAAGAGUAUUGCAGCAGGAAUCAAAAAACCAUGGUUAUUAUCUGGGGACUUCAAUGCAGUGCUAUAUACAAAUGAUAGGAUGAUGGGCAAUCCUAUUACUUACACAGAAGUGCAGGACUUUGUUGAUUGUGUAACUACUCUGAAUUUGAAUGAACUAGCAUGGACAGGUGAUUACUACACUUGGUCUAACAAGCAAUCUGAUGCAGAAAGGAUCAGCAGCAGAAUUGACAGAGCCUUUGGUAAUUAUGAGUGGAUGAUGCAAUGGGGUCAUGUGGUCACUGAGUAUGGAUUGCCAUACAUAUCUGAUCAUAGUCCAAUGAAAGAGUAUGGAACCAAUCUAUACUAUGGGAAAAAUGAAGAACAUCUGGUAAAAUUGAAGGAACUAAGACCUUUGUUCAGGACUCUAAAUACUGAGCACUUUAGAACUAUCACUAUGAAGAUUGAGCAGUCCAGAAUAAGCUUAGAGGAGGUGCAGCAGAAGAUCAAUAUAGCAUACAAUGACUCUCUGAUUGAAGAAGAGAAAAGGUUGUUGCAGAAUUUAGAAAAAUGGUCUCUUAUUGAAGAAAGUGUAUUAAGGCAGAAAGCAAGAACUAAGUGGAUCAAACUGGGUGAUUCAAAUACAAAGUAUUUUGCAGCUGUUAUGAAGGAAAGAAGCUAG